AUAUAAAAAUGGUUGUGGCUGAAUUAGGAGAAGGAAGAAGACGAUCCCAACGUCAACGCCAAUCCAAUGUUGAAUUCCCCGGCUCCAAUUCAAGAUUUGGUUUAUGACAGUUUUCUGUGAAAAUGGUUGGAGGAGCUCUUGUGGAGGGAAGUGGGCGGCGCUUACCACAAUGGAUGCUGGGAAGUUCUUCUGAUGUUCAAGCAGUGGAGAAGUCUGGUAAAACAACAGAAUCAACCACAAAGCAACCAGAGGAAAGUCUCUCAUCUCGAACUUUGGCAAAAUGUUCGCGAAAAGGGAGCUUGCAUAGUUCAGAUGCUCUUGUGAAAUGUAGGACCGGGGAAAGAAAAGUAGAGGCAGAAAAAGUAGAUGCCUAUUCUGAUACUGAAAUAUCUGUAGAUGAGCAAGAUAAUAAGUCUAAUAGAACUAGGAGAAAAUUGUCCAAACCUUCUUCUCAGAAAAGGCGGAAAACAAAGAAGCUUGAAGAUGUUCAGAAAGAAGAUAUCCAGCCUAUGAAUGAGGGUGAUGAUUUUGAACUGACAGUUGAUGAUCUUUUGACCAUUGCUAAAGAGUAUGUUAGAGCCAAUAAGGAUAAGGAGGAAGAGCAAGAAGUGAAGGGAAAGUUUGAUUUGAGAAGUAGACCAUUAACAACAAUAUCUUCUAGUAUAAACUCAGAAGAUUGUAAGCAAAGCUCAACCACUAAUGAUAAUACUAGCUCUUUCAUUCAAACAUCAACAACCAAUGAUAUUGGUGGUUCUUACAAAGCGAACGAUAGUUCAUCUGCAACAGAAGAAAGUGUCAUUAAAGCCGGAGGAACAGGGGAUCCUGCUCAUGACAUGCUAAAUCUGUUUUUAGGUCCUUUGUUGAGAAACCUAUAGCGGAGAAUGAAAAAUGAUUGUAAUUAAGGAUAUGGAAUUUUCCCAAGUGUAUGAAAUAGAUUGGUAUACAAAGUAAGAAGAUCGAUAUAGCUAGAGAAGUAGUCCUUUUGUCAAAGAACAAGGUUGCAAUGUUCCUUGAUUGAAUAUUUCUCAAAUUUGUGCAAAUAGUUAGAUUUUACUAUAUUCUGAA
This is a messenger RNA of Cannabis sativa, 1065 nucleotides long. RefSeq lists its product as uncharacterized. Lineage: Eukaryota; Viridiplantae; Streptophyta; Magnoliopsida; Rosales; Cannabaceae. The record is from RefSeq and is a predicted model, not a curated record. The coding region runs from base 123 to 875 and encodes 250 amino acids. The transcript has 3 exons.